Molecule: messenger RNA, 4034 nt
Organism: Homalodisca vitripennis (glassy-winged sharpshooter)
Lineage: Eukaryota; Metazoa; Arthropoda; Insecta; Hemiptera; Cicadellidae
Product: hemicentin-1-like
Exons: 15
Coding region: 245-2674 (809 amino acids)
Molecular function (GO): protein binding
Source: RefSeq, a predicted model, not a curated record
UGUGCGUUGCCGCGUCGUGUGCAUCUGCUCUUGAAGUGUCGUCGACUGCUGUUUAAACUCUUCACGUACUUUUAAACAUUGACGACUUUAAACCAAUACUUUUAUGUGAACUACUCAUAUAUUUUUAUAUAUAAAAAGGAUAGCUUUAAUAAUAAUUUAAAGUGUGUUUAGUUCUUUAAACAAUGGUACAGUUUCAAGUGGUUGACAUAAGUGUGUGUUUUAACUUGUAGUUCAGAGUGCUGAAAUGGCCUACAGGACAGCUUUAACGCUUCUAUUGUGCUGCCAAGCCGUUCUGCACACACCGGCCAAGAUCACUCAGGAGGAAAUAGUGUCUGUAUCGUCGACAGAGGCAGUGGCGGGCAGCACGGCAAGACUCCCGUGUGACGUCACACCACCCCUACCUGGCGACAAGAUCCAUCUUGUCAUCUGGUACAAGGAGCCUGACGAUGCUCCGAUUUAUAGUGUGGACGCCCGAGGUAGGUUAGUGGAACACGCCAUCCACUGGGCCGAGAACGCGACUCUGGGAGGCAGAGCCAACUUCCGGUUCCUUGACGUGCCCGCCAAACUGACCCUAGACGAUGUACAGGAUGCGGACGGCGGAGUAUACCGCUGUCGGGUGGACUUCAAGAAGUCUCCCACCAGAAACUCUAAGGUCAACCUCACCGUCAUACUGCCUCCCCAGCGACUAGUUGUAGUGGACGAGAGAGGAGACAAUAUCCAUCACUACAUGCUCGGACCUUACAACGAGGGCAUCCCCGUCGACAUAUCCUGCACAUCCGUGGGAGGCAGACCUCUGCCACGAGUCACGUGGUGGCAGGAGAAUGCGCUGGUGGAUGACUCGUACGAGGCGAUUGCAGACAGGAGAGUACGCAACGUGCUACACAUAGAGCGACUAGAGCGGAGACACCUGCACAUGGUGUUUACGUGCCAGGCGGCCAAUAACAACUACGCAGCGCCCAUAUCUACAGCCAUUACCCUCGACAUUAACCUGAAGCCGCUGUGGGUGAGGUUACAAGGGACCAACUCACCUUUAUCUGCGGACCAGACCCAGGAACUGUCCUGUGAGGUCGUGGGGGCGCGCCCUCCCCCUGUCAUAACGUGGUGGAAGGGGAGCAUUCCUCUCAGAAAUACCAAGGAAAAGACUUCUGACGACGGAAAUGUGACGGUUAGCACGCUGCAGUUCGUGCCGACCAUCGAGGACUCCGGUAAGAUCCUCACUUGUCGCGCUGUCGCACCUCUCAUUGACGAGACUGGUCUAGAGGACGGCUGGCAACUGAACAUACAUCAUGUUCCAAUCGUCUCCCUGGAGUUAGGUGGAAAUGUGAAUGCAACUGCAAUACAGGAGAGCAUGGACGUGUAUUUUGAGUGCAAUAUCAAAUCCAACCCUUGGGUGUAUCAGAUCACGUGGCUUCACAACAGCCAGGAGAUACAGAGCAACUCUAGUUCUGGUGUCUUGGUCAGUAACCAGAGUUUAGUCCUGCAGGACGUCACCAGGAUGCGCGCUGGUCGUUACACCUGCCUCGCAGUGAACCAGGAAGGCGAAGGGGAGAGCAAUACCGUAUAUCUGGACGUCAAGUUCCCGCCAGUGUGCAGGCAGGAGCCGGUGAGACUGGUAGGUGUGGCCCGUAUGGAGACCGUGAGGGUCCUGUGUGAGGUGGAAGCUAACCCCGGGGAUGUCCAGUUCUCCUGGAUGUUCAACAACAGCGCGGGUAGCCGGGAUCUGCCUCCUAGUAACUGGACAUCUGACAGGACUCGCAGCACUGCCAGCUACACUCCCAGGACCGAGGGGCAGUACGGCUCAUUGCUCUGUCGAGCUAGGAACCGCCUGGGACUACAGGCUGUCCCUUGUGUUAUUAACAUUGUGCCAGCUGGGAAGCCUGAUGGCGUAAGCAACUGUUCUAUUGUGAACCAGACGGAAGAGGCCCUGCAGGUCGAAUGUGAACAGGGGUUCGACGGCGGGUUGCACCAGCAGUUUGUCCUCGAGGUGUACGACUCUGACAAUCAGGAACUCCUCAGCAAUUACACGGCCGAAACUCCUUGGUUCUGGGUCACAGGGCUGUCCCCCGGGCUGACCCUGCGGUUGGCGGUGUUCGCGUACAACACAAAAGGGCGCAGCGAGGUCACUGUUCUUACCGCGUUCACCCCUAAGGUUGACCGGCAGAUUGACGGCUUUCCCUUGCAGCUAGCGACGACACCGAUGGUAGUGCAGCUUACGCCGCUGCUUGGAGUAGUUGCGGGGAUGGUACUAUCACUUGUACUGAUAGCAUUGGCUGUGCUCGUAGCGCUGAGACUGCGGGGAGGACGGCAGGGAGAGAGAAAGGCUGGCGAAAAGCCGGCCAGUGGCAGUCUCGAGAGCGUAGAGAAAAAUCCUGACAUCAUUCCCCUAAACAAUGGUACAGAUUCCCAAAUAGGAGAUGGAAAGAAGACUGAAGAAAAUCGUAUAUACUAUGAAAAUGAUCCCGUCCUGAAAAAUACAGUGGAGGAGAUAACGUACGCAGACUUGGCGCUGCCCAGCGGCGUUUACACGAAGUUGCUGGUGCCUCAGCCUCCUCCUGAGCCUGCGAUAUAUCCCCAGGGAGACAGUGGUGGGGGCGGUACCGACCUAGGAAUGGGUAAAACACUGUCUCCCCACCAUGUCAGAAUAUCGUCCUUCACCAAGGAGAGCUCGGUAUAGCACCCAUACAUUGUUUGCAUGAACAGUGAAGAGAAACCGGAAGAAAGCCUUGGACUGCAAGUUGUUCCUCAGAUAGCGACACGCUUUUGACACAAUGAGACGGAACGUUCCACGGCUUACACAGAAUGUUGAAGACUUCGUCACCAGAAAGUGUUCACCAUCAGCUCAACCAGAGUCAUUUCUUUUAGUUUUCACAUUUAGUUUUAUUUACCUCAAGCCAAAGUCUUAGGUUAUUUCUUUCCUACGAAAACGAGAUUCGUUAUUAAUUGUUUAAUUAUUAAUAUUACAUUUUGUCCUGUACUAUUUCCAACAUAAAUAAAGGUAGGAGUAACUGUUAGUUUGGAAGAUAUACUUUUCUUUCCUUUUUGAAGCCAAUCAGUUUUUUUGAAAAAAAAGUUAGCCACAAGAAAACUGAACAGAUUUAAUGAAACUAUUUUAUGAUUUUAAGAGACGAGGAUUGUCGCUAUAAAGAGGCUGUAUAUUAUCUCAACAGCAUAAUCGUUUUGGUAGAUACAAGCUAAAGUUCCAAAACGAUAAGGCUCAUAUUCUUUAAAACCAUUGUGAUUCAACCACCAAAAGCCGGUUAUGGGUGUGCUGCUUCGCUUCACGUUGUCUGAUUAUAUUUUCCUGAGAUAAUUGCCAUACCCUGUAUUAAAUACCAUAGUAUAAACAGAUUAUUUUCCGUACGGAAUAAUGCCAGUUAUGUGUCCCUAUACUGCUAAAUAAAAUACUUCAUUUCAUAGAAGUAAAUCGUUUCCAAAUCAGUUAUUUUAUUCUUCCACAGAAUAUAUAUAUUUGUUUAUGAGAAACAAUCUAAUGAUUUUUAAAUUCAAAGUGUUAUUCGUUUAUUUUAAUAAUAGCUUAUAGCGAAAUUUGCUAACCAUAAGUUGUACAAUAUUGGAAACUCUCAUUUGUCUAUACACGGAGAAAGAUUUGAAAAAAUGCAAAAACAGAUUCUUGGCAGCAAUCGAUUGGGGAAAAUCUUUUAGGUUUAUAUUAAAUAUUAAGUUUUAUUUUAUGGUAAAAUAUUUGUAGGAGUAGCAGUUAACUAUAACAUAGCCAGGGAGAUGAUUGAUCAUUACUUUACGUGUGAGACGUUGUCGUCUUUGUGAUGUAUCAAGUGACCUAUUUAGAGCAUAUAUUUGAUUUCGUUUUUCCAUUUUUGUUAUAUAAAUGUUACAGUAUUUUUCUUAUACUGAGAGCUUGAGCAGUUUUAUUUUUCACCAAUAACACUCGCUCACUGCAACAGGUAUUCUUGUAUUGAACAGACUUCAUGUGUGAUUUUUUGUAAUGUUUGUGGUUUUUGAAUACAUACUUUGUAUAUAAAUUGUAUAAAUAAAUUUGUAUUACGAUUUCGUAA